This is a messenger RNA of Ananas comosus (pineapple), 1504 nucleotides long. RefSeq names its product coiled-coil domain-containing protein 8 homolog. The transcript is spliced from 3 exons. Bases 1 to 1386 code for a protein of 461 amino acids. NCBI's taxonomy places the organism in Eukaryota, Viridiplantae, Streptophyta, Magnoliopsida, Poales, Bromeliaceae. The record is from RefSeq and is a predicted model, not a curated record.
AUGACGUGGUGCACCAUGCCAAGCAAUAACUUCUUACCUAACAAUCCUUAUAAACCAGCUCAUUUUGUCCUCGCACCAAACAAGCGUGAGAGGGAGAAUGGAUCGGCGCGUCGCCCUCGCCAUUGCCGUGCUCUCCCUCAUCCUCUCCUCGGUGGCCUCUCAGGCCCCCGCAUUCUCUCCCUCCUCCUCCUCUUCCGCCCCCUCCCCGUCCAAAUCCGCCCCCACCUCCGCUCCCUUACCCUCCAAGUCCACCUCCACCUCCGCCCCCUCCCCAUCCAAACCCGCCUUCAACCCCACACCAGCUCCAGUAUCUCCCCCUCCCUCCUCCUCCAUUGCCACGCCCCCAGCCGGCGCCCCGUCCUCAUCUCCUCCCCUCGCGAAGGCCCCGCCGACCCCCGCCCCGGUCCUUCCACCUCCGUCGCCGGCGCCGGUGAGCUCUCCGCAGAUUCCUCCGCCCGCAUUGCCUCCCCCGGCGCCGGUGAGCUCUCCGCCGAUCCCUCCGCCCGCAUUGCCUCCCCCGGCGCCGGUGAGCUCUCCGCCGAUCCCUCCGCCCGCAUUGCCUCCCCCGGCGCCGGUGAGCUCCCCGCCGAUCCCUCCGCCCGCAUUGCCUCCCCCGGCGCCGGUGAGCUCCCCGCCGAUCCCUCCGCCCGCAUUGCCUCCCCCGGCGCCGGUGAGCUCCCCGCCGAUCCCUCCGCCCGCAUUGCCUCCCCCGGCGCCGGUGAGCUCCCCGCCGAUCCCUCCGCCCGCAUUGCCUCCCCCGGCGCCGGUGAGCUCCCCGCCGAUCCCUCCGCCCGCAUUGCCUCCCCCGGCGCCGGUGAGCUCCCCGCCGAUCCCUCCGCCCGCAUUGCCUCCCCCGGCGCCGGUGAGCUCCCCGCCGAUCCCUCCGCCCGCAUUGCCUCCCCCGGCGCCGGUGAGCUCCCCGCCGAUCCCUCCGCCCGCAUUGCCUCCCCCGGCGCCGGUGAGCUCCCCGCCGAUCCCUCCGCCCGCAUUGCCUCCCCUGGCGGCCGCUCCGGUGGUGACGGCGGCUCCGGCGCCCUCCGCCGAGCCGCCGAAGCCCGCCGAGGUCUCCGCGCCGGCGCCGAGCAAGAAGAAGGGCGCCACCCCGACCCCCGCUCCGGCCGCCGCCACCACGGCCCCCUCUCCGGCGGGGUUCAACGAGGCCUCUUCCCCCGGACCCAGCCGCGGAGGCGCGGACGAGACGAGUGGAGCUGGGACGCGGGGUGCAGGAACGUUGGGCUCGGCGCUUCUACUGGCCGUUGCUACGGUGGUGGCCAUAUAGGCUUUUACAAUACUGCGCCUCUUAUUAUUACUCUCUGUGUUUCUGGUGUUGCUGCUGUCACGUACGACCUCUGUUGGGUGGUUUUCUUUUUUGUAGUAGGCUUUUGAUUGGGCUCUGUGUUUCUUUGUUUUAUUAUGGAUGCUUGGACCCCUGGAACACAUUUUCACUCGGAUUCUUUGUCUAGAGAGAAGAGGCUUGUAUUAUGUUAUUUUCGUUUCGGUUUCA